GUGCGCGUCCUUGGAGCCGUGAGAGACCGAGAGAGAGCGAUCGUGAGCGAGCGAGCGGCCCCGACGCGGAGCUGCGCAGCCCCGACUGACUGUCACUGCGAUUCGGCGGAGUCCCCGCGGCGCGACCCAACCGGCCGACCCCCGCAGCCGGACACGUCCCAAGCCCUGUCCUUGUCCCCCCCACCUACCCCCCACCCCCAGACCCAGCGCUUUUCCCUUUCUCCUACGCGAUCGCUGGAAGGAGCACCACAAAAGCAAGAGCGGCGGCCAGAAAGAAGGAAAAAAGUAUAGGAUUAUCUUCUCGAGUGUGCUCGGGCAUUUCUGACGGAAAUGGACGGUUUCGCCGGCAGUUUGGAUGACAGUGUGUCGGCGGCCAGCGCGUCGGACGUGCAGGACCGGCUGUCGUCGCUGGAGCUGCGCGUGCAACAGCAGGAGGACGAGAUCACGGUGAUGAAGGCGGCGCUGGCUGACGUGCUGAGACGUCUGGCGCAGUCCGAGGACCCCGCGACUGCCGCCAAGAAGCAAACCGCCGGCAAAGCAGGACAGAACCCCCUGCGUGAGGCCUACUCCAUGUCCUGCAUCACCAAUGGCAGCUCCAGCAGCCGUAAGCCCAGCCACCGGGAGGGGUCCUCAGUGUCUGUAGCCAGGAAGGAGACCGUGUCUUCUGCAGCUAAGAGUGGUCCAGAGAAUAAGCAUCAUAUGGAGGAGAUCAAGGAGAAAGCGGAGCCACGGGCUAACGAUAAAGUCCCAGCGCCGUCCCCCUCCAGCCACCCCCCCUCCCCCCACCCCCCUCAGUCACAAAGGCCCCCCCAGGAACACAAGAGCGCCACUCCGCUGAAAAGGGGUCACAGCACGAAGCGGGGGCCUGGAAUAGAGCGAUCCCAGAGCAGCACGUGGGACGCAGGGGAAGACGCCAGGAACAAGCUGGUAAAGGCAGCCUCCACCUCCAAGCUUCUGGCAAAGGUCGCUAGGAACACCGACAAGCAUAAAGACACGUCGAUCAGUCAGGGUAAGACGCCAUCUCAGGCCAAAAUGUCGACCCGAGAGAAAAACAGCCAAGAGGGAGAAUACAUCAAAAUGUUCAUGCGGGGUCGUCCCAUCACCAUGUUCAUCCCGUCGGAUGUGGAGAACUACGAUGACGUGAAGACGGAGCUGCCCCCAGAGAGGCUGAAGCUGGAGUGGGUCUAUGGGUACAGGGGUCGCGACUGCAGGGCCAACGUAUAUCUGCUGCCCACUGGCGAGAUCGUCUACUUCAUCGCCUCCGUGGUGGUGCUCUUCAACUACGAGGAGAGAACACAGCGCCACUACCUGGGCCACACAGACUGUGUCAAAUGCCUUGCCGUUCACCCUGACAAGAUCCGCAUCGCCACGGGACAGAUUGCCGGCGUGGAUAAGGAUGGGCGGCCCCUGCAGCCCCACGUCAGGGUGUGGGACUCGGUCUCGCUGAGCACCCUGCAGGUCAUCGGCCUGGGAACCUUCGAGAGAGGGGUUGGCUCGCUCUCCUUCUCCAAAGCCGAUUCAGGUGUCCACCUAGGUGUGAUCGAUGACUCCAACGAGCACAUGCUGACUGUCUGGGACUGGCAGAAGAAGUCCAGGAUCGCCGAAAUUAAGACCACAAACGAGGUGGUCCUGGCUGUGGAGUUCCACCCCACUGACGCCAACACCAUCGUCACUUGCGGCAAGUCCCACAUCUUCUUCUGGACCUGGAGCGGCAGCUCGCUGGCACGCAAGCAGGGCAUCUUUGGGAAAUACGAGAAGCCCAAGUUCGUGCAGUGCCUGGCCUUCCUCAGCAACGGUGACAUCCUCACAGGCGACUCGGGUGGCAUCAUGCUGAUUUGGACCCGGAGUGUGGCGGAGCCGGUUCAGAGCAAGGGCCCCAAAGUCCCACCCGCAGGCGUCUACCAGAUCAGCCGGCAGAUCAAGGCCCAUGACGGCAGUGUCUUCACACUGUGCCAGAUGAGGAACGGGACUCUGUUGACCGGAGGUGGCAAGGACCACAAAAUUAUUCUGUGGGACCAUGACCUGAAUGUAGAGAGAGAGAUAGAGGUCCCUGACCAGUAUGGGUCAAUUCGGGCAGUGGCCGAGGGCAAGGGUAACCAGUUUUUGGUAGGAACGUCGAAGAACAUGAUCCUGAGAGGCACGUUUCAUGAUGGCUUCCAGGUGGAGGUGCAGGGUCACACGGACGAGCUCUGGGGCUUGGCCACUCACCCCUUCAAGGACCUCUUCCUCACCUGUGCUCAGGACAGACAGAUGUGCCUCUGGAACGCUGUAGACCACUCCCUGGAAUGGACCAGGCUUCUGGAUGAGCACGGCCACUGUGCGGACUUCCACCCUAGCGGUGCUGUUGUAGCCAUCGGGACCCACUCAGGAAAGUGGUACGCUCUCGAUGCCGAAACGAGGGACCUGAUCGCCAUCCAUACAGAUGGAAAUGAGCAGCUGUCGGUCAUGCGCUACUCCGUAGAUGGCACUCUGCUGGCAGUGGGAUCACACGACAACUUCAUUUACCUCUACACGGUUUCAGAGAAAGGCCGGAAGUACAGCCGACACGGGAAGUGCACUGGACAUUCCAGCUACAUUACACAUCUUGACUGGUCCCCCGACAACAAGUUCAUCAUGUCCAACUCAGGCGACUACGAAAUCCUUUACUGGGACAUUCCAAACGGCUGCAAGCUGAUCCGAAACCGGUCCGAGUGCAAGGACAUCGACUGGGCCACCUACACCUGUGUGCUGGGCUUCCACGUCUUCGGGGUGUGGCCUGAGGGCUCGGACGGGACAGACAUCAACGCCCUGGUCCGAUCUCACAACAGGAAGGUGAUCGCGUUGGCAGAUGACUUCUGCAAAGUGCACCUCUUCCAGUAUCCCUGCUCCCGGCCCAAAGCCCCGAGCCAGAAGUACAGCGCCCACAGCAGUCAUGUGACCAACGUCAGCUUCCUCCACAAUGACAGUCACCUGGUGUCCACGGGGGGCAAAGACACCAGCAUCGUCCAGUGGCGCCUCGUGGAGAAGACGCCUGCCCUUGUCCCGAGUGAGAACCCGCCCCUGGGGGAGGGGCUACACCUCAACUCCACCCCCAGGGUCGUGGCCUCGCGGCCGAUCCAGACGCCCACGCCCACUGAGUCCAUUCCACCGGUCGACACUGCAUCGCCUCCUUCCGAAUCCAGUGAGGCCACUCCCAACGGACAGCGGCCUGGCUCCCCCGACACACCACCCCCUUCGGAUGCCACACCACCCUCAUCCGACAGCCCGCUGACCCCCAAGGACAGCCUGGAGCCCAGUGACGACGCAGCCACGCCCAGUGACGAGUACGCGCCAUCCAUCCCCUCGUAGGGAUGUAAGCUGGUCCGGCAUUUGCUCCUCGCUCUAUACCAGGCUCCUCCUCCUCCUUCUCCAGUCUCUGAGACUAAGCCAUCUUGGCUUCUGGGAGGAAUUGUGGCCAUUUUGGUUUUUCCUGCUACUUUUUAAAAUCUUUCUGUAUUUUUUGUUUCUUUCGUUUGAAGUCAUUUGUUGGAAAAUAAGGGGCAUGGUGUAGAAAAAGAAAGAAAAAAAAGUUGUAUUGUGUCGUAUGCUAUUUCACUCAAAUAGUGAAAGGUUGGGGGGCGGGGGGGGGGGGGGUGCCAGACAGACAGACAGACAGACAGACAUACAUACAUGCGGACACUAACACGGUCACAAACACACUGACGCAGUCGGACACUAACACACCGACACUAGCAGACACACACCAUACAUACAGCGACAUCUACAUGGGGCAGUGUGUGUGUCUCGGCAGGGGUGGGGGGCAAACGCAGUUUUAAAGUCACGCAAAAGCUGGCUUUGAGUUUUGACUUUUUUCAGCGUUUUUGGUUCGUUUUACGGAGGCGGGUGUUUUUAAGGGGGCAGACCUGCCCUGGAAAGCAGUGCCUGAUAAGACCCACUGCGGUACUAAAGCCAUGCUGCGUGUCACGGGACGCGAUGUCUUCCUUCAGUCUAAGCAGCAAGUCGCCAUGGACUUAAUUGACCAUAGACGCCUUAACUGGAGCUUACAGGCUCAAAACUUCUCUCCAUUGCCUGGACCCCCCCACACCUCUUGGCUGACCCCCGGUGAGUCCCAGUGCCAGGUAUGCCAAUGGGCAGACUGGGCGUUGAUGUACCCUCUUUCCACGGACUACGGGGCCUCACACAGCCAUAACCGUGAAUGCAGAAUUGCCACUGCUGACUAGAUAAUGAUUUUUUUUUUUUAAGUACUCUGAGGCGUUUUCGAUACAAUGAAUUACUGAGGUGUCUUGGCCACUGGCCCCGGUCGUCCGUCAUCACACUGCAUCGCAGUGGUCACCAAAUCCCGGAGGUACAACCCCUGAUUUGUACCUCAUUUUGAAAUGAGCCCAAGUGCAAAAUCAGCUUAAACUGGGUUACAAUAGAGACAUAAGACUUUCUUGUCCUUCAGUCCUCCCCCCCCCCCCCCCCCCCCGGCAAACGGUGAUGAUAGAAAAGUCUUUUAAACUGGGACUUCGUCAGCCAAUCAGCAUUUGGUAUAAGAGGCUGAGUAUCUUCACUCUGUGUUUUCUUUGGUCUCUUCUUCAAAAACAUCAUCAUCAUCAUUUUAUAAGGUUUUCAGGGUUGAUUACAGGCUCUUUCCUCCAGGGUGAAAUGUCCCGCUUGCACUCUGAGGGUUGCCACGGAGUCUUAAGCUCGCCAGCAGUCUCUUGCAUGUCUGUGUCAUUCCAGAAGGGUGAUCCGAGCCUUCGCUCCCCUCUACUCAAACUCAGGAUGAAUCCCGCUGGAAACGCAGCCAUCAGGAAGAGAGGGACUGGCUCCGAUGCCCACCCCCCAGCCCCUCCCGGUGUCCAGUCUCACACCGUCUGUAAAGAAAACGGUCCCUUUGGGUUACAGCCAGAAGUGAUGUCUCCGCUCUGUGUUUUGUUAUGUGGUCCUCGUGGUCAAAGCAGCAUCCUGAUUGGCCUAGACUAGUUCUCAGAGAUGCACAUGAUUGGCUGGUCUUGCAAAGAGCUUUGAAAUGGUAUUGAAUGGAAUAGUUUGCUUCGUUUUAAUGGGUAAAAAGUCUUAUUUUGACUUAUUUUCCAUACAUGUACAGGUGUUUCUCUUUUUCUUGUACGGUGAGAUGUUUGGAAGGAUUGUGUAGGUAUAUAAGGUCACAGCAAGGCUGUCAGCUGUGGGGGUUAGUGUGAUGGAGGGUGUAGUGUGGGACUGCAGCAUCACAUUAGUAAUCUCUUCAUGUCCGCAAGCAUUGCCUUAAGAACUCUUGUUGUCAUCUGGGGUUGGAGGAAACCUUUUAUUUUGCUGCAUGCAGAGUUGCCUUCAAAUAAGGGCUUUUUUUUAUUGGCCGCCUGGUCUGUCCAUGCGAUCCUUCAGGUUGGGGGUGGAGCUGGGGUGGGGUUUGGUUGGUGGGUGGCGGUUUAGCUCGUGUUCGCAAACUACAUAAAGACACCUCCCGAAUCACUUCAGUCACUUCAGUAAGUGCUAUAACCCCUCUAUUUGGCGAGGGGGGGGGCAUAGCCUUCCUUAUGAUCGGCUCUGCCAGCUGAAAUCUUUUAGCAUGAGCCCCCAGCUGCUCCUCAUUACCCCUCCCCCCCAGGAGAGACAUUCAGGUGUCACUGAUUUGUGUAUAUAAUAGUAUGCCUGUCUGUAUAUAUCUGGCAUUCACUGAAAAUGACUCCACCCACAUAAGUUUUCCGGAAGGCGUGGCCAUAGCGGCUGAGCUACACGCUGAGGGGCUCACACUCCAAGCCUGAACCUGCAGAAGCAGUGAUCUCACACAGUAGAGGGAGAGGAGUCUGCGUCAGCCUGUCAGGUCAUAUAGCAACCCCCCCCUCCCCCCCCCCCCCCCCCAACCCACAGUUUAUUCAGGGUGUUUGGCCUGCCGAGGCUAUAAGUGAUCUUUGACCCGGGUUUUGGAGUUCAAGAGUGCCGUUGCGGUGAAUGGCCCUAUUUGGGUCAGCCCCUGAGAUGGAUGUUCCUCCCAACAGAAGGUUCCAGAACCUCCCCCCCCUUCCCCCUGUAAACAUCAAAGCUUCAUCAUCAGACAGAAACUAGAGACGACUCCUGAAAUAUUGCGCCCAUCACCCGAGCUGUAGCCAUGGCGCCCACUCAGUAAGCCGCCAGUCUGACCACAACGCUGCUCAGCAAGUCCGACACGCCUUGUCGACGUCUUGCCGCAGGACUGGCAACCAUCCACACCACACCCACGUGUAAUGGUGAAGGGAUGCCCCGGAGACUCGGCAUCACCCCCACCCCCCCACCCCGGACUGCCCUCGGUCAGUGGCCAGGCUGCACCUCCUUGGCUGAGCUCUGGGACAACAUGCUAAUAUAGAAGCUGCAGUAACGCGAGUGCUGGCGACGGCAGACCUGUAUGCUGGGGGGGGGGGGGGGGGUACUCGUUUUACGUGAAGACGUUUGAGCCAAUCUGUUUCUCAUGCAUUCCUGUCAAAGGGCAGAAAAGUAGUGAAGAUUUGAGAAAAAUGGAAAUAAAACUUUUGAAAAGUAA
Messenger RNA from Brienomyrus brachyistius, 6481 nucleotides. RefSeq names its product echinoderm microtubule-associated protein-like 4 (gene eml4). NCBI's taxonomy places the organism in Eukaryota, Metazoa, Chordata, Actinopteri, Osteoglossiformes, Mormyridae. The record is from RefSeq and is a predicted model, not a curated record. Gene Ontology annotation, cellular component: mitotic spindle. Gene Ontology annotation, molecular function: microtubule binding. Gene Ontology annotation, biological process: microtubule cytoskeleton organization. The transcript has 24 exons. Bases 331 to 3327 code for a protein of 998 amino acids.